Oppiella nova is the source of this 751-nucleotide messenger RNA. The record is from the annotation of a GenBank genome assembly. Lineage: Eukaryota; Metazoa; Arthropoda; Arachnida; Sarcoptiformes; Oppiidae.
UUUCGUCUCAAUACAGAAGUUAUUUGAAACGAUUGGUAUUAUAAUAACGGUUGCCAUUGUCAACAUCUACCUAAUCAUCCCGGGUAUUUUCUUAAUUAUAAUAUUGGUGAUUGUGAGGGGUAUAUACAUGAAAUCGGCCAGGGAUAUUAAACGUUUCGAGGGGAUAACGAGAAGUCCAUUGUAUACUCACGUGAGCACAACCCUGAAUGGGUUGGCCAGUGUGCGGGCUUAUGGGGCACAGGAGGCCUUUGAGCGCCAGUACUAUGUCUACCAAAAUGACCAUAAUGCCACCUGGUUCCUAUUUGCAUGUACAUCCCGAGCCCUAGGCCUUAUUCUCGACUGGGUAUGUGUGGGAUAUUUAGUGGUCAUAGCCGUCGUGAUGAUGGUAUUCCCCGAACAGAUUGGGAACGGCGGUAGUGCCGGACUGGCCCUCACGUCAGCCCUAAUGAUGACCGCAGAAAUUCAAUGGGGAGUCAAACAGUCGGCUGAGAUGGAGAGUCAGAUGACUUCAGUCGAGAGAAUCAUAGAGUACUCGAAACUACCACAAGAGGCGCCAUUAGACUCGGAUGAUAGACACCGACCCCCACCUGACUGGCCAUCCAAGGGUCAGAUAGAGCUGAGGAAUAUGUCUCUCGUAUACGAGGGCUCAACCAAACCGGUGCUGAAGAACCUGUGCUGUAGUGUGAAGAGUGGCGAGAAGAUAGGUAUAGUCGGACGUACCGGUGCCGGCAAGUCGUCCAUCAUAUCAGCC